GCCGCCUGCACUGUCAAUGCCCGCCGUGACACUUUAUAGGAGCAAUAUUCAAAAUGUCGAAAUCUCAACCAAAAGGUCGAAUCAGCACGUUCUGAUGCCCAAGGCCAGGUUACUCAACAGUCCCGGAUGAUUGCCUAUCUCGGCAUUUUGUAUGGCAUCGCUCUAGUAACGUAGACAGUCAGUCAUACGAGCUCCUCGACCACGGCAAACCUCCAAGUCAACUUUACCGACCAGCGAUGGCUUUCGCUCCUCCACGAAGGGCUGCAAGUACCACCAUCAGGCCUGAUGGCUCAACAAGAUCUGCGUCAGGCAUUGCAAGUACAGGCUCUACGCGUCCAGCUUCGGUUACGAGCUCGUCGCGUGUUGUGCGGCCGACGGACGCAACUAGGAGUGUGAGAACGUCGUGGAUACCGCAGUUAUCACCCGUGAAACCGAAAAGCAAGGCUGCUUUGGUUGAUGGUAAUGGAGAUGAUGCCGGCGAGAACAUCCGCGAUACCAACCUCACCCGCGCUGUCUACGUCGUCAAGGACCACGGUUUCGCGACUCGCCACGUCACGCAUGUCGUCCUCGCCGGGAACUUCAUCUUCAACAUCAACUCUUCGGUCGUCAACAAGAAUCACGAAAACACAAUCAGCCCUGCCGUCAUCUCCGGUAAUAAGGACAAGAGCAGGGAUGACUUCGAUACCGUCUCCAAUCAAAUCAUCAACCCGUACAGUUACUACGGCUGGUACGUCCUCCACCCUACGACGAACGGCGCUUACAUCAACAUCGGCACCCCGGAAAAUCACGCCAACAAUCUCAACCCCACCGCCUGCAUCACCCAGAGUUACGGCAGAAGGAAACCCAGCCGACGCCAAGCCGUUCAACCCGAAACUCCACCUCGACGACCAGCUUCGUCUUUGACACAGCAAGACCUUACGAGUACGUCGAUUGAGAAAGAACGGCAACAAAGACAUUACAGAACGAAGCUGUACCAACUGCUGUACGAGAUCAAGAAUUUUCCACCUGCACACCAUCCCUCCACCGUCGCCUCCCUGAAGGAACGAUACAAAGCGCUGCAGGAGAAGGAACAAGCCCUCCACAAACGCCAGCUCGGAAACGUCUUUCAAAAAGAAAUCCGAUCCCUCGAGGAAGUCCUCACCCUCGGCACAACAGUCGAAAUCGCAGACGCCAUCCGCCGCGCCGAACGCGUCCUCGCCGCACCACGCGAAGCCGGAAUCAGCAGACUACGACAUGCGAAACAGGGGUUGGGGAGGGUACAAACUGGACCUGGGAGGUUGAGAGAUGUUGUUGAGGGGAUGAAGGAACUAUUGAGGGUUGAGAUUACGGUGAUGGAGUUGGACAGGGAGUUUGAAGCGUUACGGGCUGGGAUGGAGGAGGCGGAGGUAUUGGAGGAGUUUGAGAAGGGAUGGGAAGAGUCGUUAAGUGCAGAUAUCAAAAGCGCUUGGCUAUCUGUAUGACGUGAAGUAAGGUUGGCUGCCUUAUGAUGGGAUUGACUGUUAGGUACAUGUACGUACACGCAUACCAUGCAAUACUUGACCGAUGACAGGCCUUGAUAAGCAGUCCCACUUGAAGAGAGCUUCCGAAGCGUAGAC
Molecule: messenger RNA, 1595 nt
Organism: Saitoella complicata NRRL Y-17804
Lineage: Eukaryota; Fungi; Ascomycota; Saitoellomycetes; Saitoellales; Saitoellaceae
Exons: 3
Coding region: 237-1460 (407 amino acids)
Source: RefSeq, a predicted model, not a curated record